Messenger RNA from Xenopus laevis (African clawed frog), 6310 nucleotides. RefSeq names its product (E3-independent) E2 ubiquitin-conjugating enzyme UBE2O (gene ube2o.L). The transcript is spliced from 18 exons. The record is from RefSeq and is a predicted model, not a curated record. NCBI's taxonomy places the organism in Eukaryota, Metazoa, Chordata, Amphibia, Anura, Pipidae. Bases 70 to 3912 code for a protein of 1280 amino acids.
CGUCGCGCUCUCCUUGGUAACCGCCCCGGCCGGCAGCAGCUCCUCUCUCUUCCCUUCCGGACAACAACAAUGGCGGACCCCUCGGACACAGCUCCAUCCUCCGCCUCCCCAGGCCCCCCGGCUGGUGACGGUUCCCAGCGCCUCCUUUUCUCUCACGAUCUGGUAUCUGGCUGCUACCGGAACCACACCCGCUUCGGCCUAGUGCGCCUCAUCCACGGAGAGGACUCAGACUCUGAGGAAGAGGAGGAUGUGCUGCCGGGAGAGGAUGAGAGCGCUACUGGGGGUCGGAAGAAAGCAGCUGGUGGCACUGCGGGAGGAGCAGGGAGCCCAGGCUCGGAGCCUCAGGUCAGCAGGUUCGGCCCACUGAAGAGGGGCUAUGUGCGUGUGCAGUGGUACCCAGAGGGCAUCAAGCAGGACGUCAGGGAAAACAAGUUAAAACUGGAAGACCGGUCACUGGUUCCCAGAGAUGUUGUACGUAGGAUGAGCACAAAGGACAGCCAAUGCGGCACAGUGAUCGAUGUGAACAUAGACUGCGUAGUGAAAGUGGUGGGGACCAACUGCUUCCUCCACCCGGUCAACAGCAAGGAGCUGCACCACAUUUGGCCUAUCAUGUAUGGGGAUUACAUUGCUUAUGAUUGCUGGCUGGGCAAAGUGUACGAUCUGAAGAACCAGGUUGUCCUCAAGCUGUCCAACGGAGCCAGAUGUUCUAUGAGCACCGAGGAUGCAUCCAAAUUGUACGAUGUCUGCCCCCAUGCCAGCGACUCGGGGCUGUUCUUUGAUGACUCUUAUGGCUUUUAUCCUGGUCAAGCACUAAUUGGUCCCUCCAAGGUGUUCUCCAGUGUACAGUGGCUCUCUGGGGUCAAGCCAGUUCUGAGUGCCAAGAGCAAGUUUCGUGUGGGGGUGGAAGAGGUGCAGGUAACCGAACUACGAGUUACUUGGAUUACAAAAAGUUUUUGUCUUGGGGGUACCGAUUCCAUGGAUCCACCACCCUCUGUAAUUACACAGGAGAACCUGUCUAGAGUGAAAAGACUGGGCUCCUUUGAUCACACCCAGAGGCAGCUGGGAGAGAGGUGUCUGUAUAUCUUUCCGACUAAAGUGGAACCCACAAAAAUUCUGUGUGAAAGUCUUGAGAAGGACUGCUUGCUGGGGGAGGUCACAGUCACCAGAAAGCAGGUGGACAAGCUACGGGAGAAGCAGAUAGUCAAGAUAAUCUCAUGUACCCAGGAUCCUUCUAACCCUAGCGAACUCCUCAAAAAAAACUCCUCCGUACCAACAACCACUGAAAUACCAAUUGGGAAGGUACCAGAGGAAGACCUGGUCUCUGGUGAGCUGGAAAGAGUUCCCCCCGAGGAACCAAACAUUCGGGAGUGCCCAACCAAAGAUCAGCCUUUGGGCACCUUCCGGGAAAUAUUCCAGGGUCUCCAGCUGCAUUCCUUAGAACAGGAAGCUGAUGAUGAAGCUGCAGGGGACACUGAUGACACAAGUUCUGUGACUUCCUCUGCCAGCUCUACAACAUCUUCCCAAAGUGGCAGUGGGACUGGGCGCAAGAAGAGCAUUCCCCUGUCCAUCCGAAAUCUUAAGAGGAAACAUAAGAAGAAGAAAAAGAGCAAAGUGUACAAAGAGUUCAAAUAUGGUGACAGAGUGGCUGUAGAGAUUAUAACUACUGUGACCACGGCUGAUGUCCUGUGGCAAGAUGGAAGUGUUGAGACCAACAUCCGGUCAAAUGAAUUGGUGCCAAUCCAGCAUCUGGAUAACAAUGAGUUCUGCCCAGGCGACUUUGUAGUUGACAAGAGAGCCCAUGCUGCCCAGGAUCCCAGUAUAUAUGGUGUGGUGCAGUCUGGGGAUCACAAAGGACGUACUUGUGUGGUAAAAUGGAUUAAGCUCAAUUCGGAAGGGGAUGAUACUGAAGUUGUUGGGGAAGAGGAGGAUGUCAGCGUGUAUGAUAUUGUUGACCAUCCAGAUUUCCGAUUUAGAGCCACAGACAUAGUGAUCCGCAUUGGCAGUUCUGAUCCAGAAGCCUUCCCUGAUGCCAGCCAGCCCUCUGUGGGACAGGUAGCUCGUGUGGAUGUGAGUAGCAAGGUAGAAGUGAUCUGGGCUGAUAAUUCCAGGACAAUUGUCCUUCCACAGCAUUUGUAUAAUGUGGAAUCAGAGCUGGAGGAAUCUUUUUAUGACUCUGUGGACAGCAGCUCCAGUGGCGCAUCAUCUGAUGAAUGGGAGGAUGAGAGCGACAGCUGGGAAACCGACAAUGGACUGACAGAGGAGGAGUUCCCUCGGGCAGCAGGGGAGGAGGCUGCAGCUACACCGAAUGAGAGCACCCCUGCAGAGCCGUUGCAAGAACCAGUGCCAGAUGAGCCAGAACAAAGCUCUGCAUCUGCUGCAGCAGCAGAUCUGGGAGUUCUAGGGAUCGGUGCGAACGAGAAGGAAGGAAUUGUGAAGAGCUUUAAGGAACUGAAAGAAGCCAUCAAAAUUCUUGAGAGCCUAAAGAACAUGACUGUAGAACAGCUGCUCACCGGCUCCCCAACCUCCCCCACAGCAGAGCCAGAGAAGUUUACCCGAGAAAAAAAGUUCCUGGAUGAUAUAAAGAAGUUGCAAGAGAACCUCAAAAAAACCCUAGACAAUGUGGCCAUAGUGGACGAAGAAAAAAUGGAGUCGGCACCCGAGUCUGAAAAGGAGGAGAAAGCUGAAGCACAGACGCCUGUCCGUUCAGAAUGGCCCAGUGAUACUCCUGUAUUGUGCCAGCAGAGUGGUGGCAAACCUGGAGUUAUCUUCACCAGCGCCAAAGGGGAAGUGUUCUCUGUGCUUGAAACUGCACCUGAGAGUCACGCCUUUAAGAAACUGGAGUUUCAAGCACCAGAAGCAAAGAAGUUCUUCAGUACCGUGCGCAAAGAGAUGGCUCUUCUAGCUACUUCCCUUCCUGAUGGCAUUAUGGUGAAGACCUUUGAAGACAGAAUGGAUCUGUUCUCUGCAUUUAUUAAAGGGUCAACACGCACCCCAUAUGAAGACGGCCUCUUUCUGUUCGACAUGCAGCUUCCAAAUAUUUACCCGACAGUGCCCCCUCUGUUCCGUUACUUGUCUCAGUGCAGUGGGAAGCUAAACCCAAACCUCUAUGACAAUGGGAAAGUGUGCGUCAGCCUUCUGGGGACCUGGAUAGGAAAGGGUACAGAGAGGUGGACCAGCAAGUCCAGUCUCCUUCAGGUGCUAAUCUCUAUUCAAGGCCUUAUUUUAGUGAAUGAGCCGUACUACAAUGAAGCAGGUUUUGACAGUGACCGUGGCUUACAGGAAGGCUAUGAGAACAGCCGAUGUUACAAUGAGAUGGCACUUAUUCGUGUAGUGCAGUCUAUGACGCAGCUGCUAAGAAGACCAGUGGAGGUUUUCCAACAGGAGAUCUGCGAGCACUUUAAGAGCAAUGGUUGGCGCCUGGCCCAUCGCAUAGAGAACUGGUUAGAGACCAAUUCAAUGGUAGAAAGAGGAGGCGAGCUUAAAAAUGGGCAGGAGCACCCUUGUAUAGUGCCAUACAGCCCUACUGAGCCCGAGUGCACCCCAGAUCCAACUCUUGAUUCCAAGGACCUGGAUGAUUCUGGAUGUGGUGCCACCAUGUCACCUGGGGAAUCCCAGCAAUUGUCUGACUUGGAAAGCACAAGCAAAGGCGCUACAGGGGGUGGUAGCCUCUCAGAAGAGCCAAGAGGAGCAGCUGGGGGUGGGCAGCCCAGUGUUAAACCAAAGAAGCGCAGAAAGAGCUAUCGUAGCUUCCUCCCUGACAAACGAGGCUACCCUGAUAUUGGGUUUCCCCUCUUUCCCUUGUCCAAGGGCUUCAUCAAGAGCAUUCAGGGUGUUCUGGCUCAGUACAGAGCUUCCCUCUUGGAAGCAGGCAUCUCAGAGCCUCGCGGAGGCAGACUGACACUACCAUUAUAAGGACGAAAGUGGAGUAGCGGGGGCCAUACAUUCCUACCCAGCUCAACCCAUGCAUCCUCGCAUCCCCCAUAUUUUCCACUGCCAUGUGAGCCUCUUACAGGGAGGUCUGCAGUACCUCAGUACCUAAAAUGUGUAGCCUCUCAUUGGUAGAAGCUGAAACCAACGAAGACUGUAAUCCUACUAAUAAACCUCCCUUAUCCCCCGCUGUUAUUUUCCUAUGUCCAGUUUUUUGCCCCUAGCAUACCCUGGAGACCGCCUUGCUGCUAUGAGACAGAACAUUGACCUCCUUGCAGGAAGAGAGACCCGUAACAUGUCAUUGGUGCACUGUAGAUCCCUCUUUUUGCAAAGAUGUUAUCACAAAGCUAUAUACCGAGAUGUUAUCUCAAAGCUAGAAACUGUUUACUGAACACGUCAACCUUCUGUUGUCUUUGGGAGGACAUCCACAGCUAUAGGGGUGGUGGAACAGAAAAUGGCGUCUGAAUUUAGCAAUUAACAGGUACUUCAUCGAAGGACUUAAAAUGUCUCAACAUUCUGGGCUGGACCCACGUCGUAAACGAGCCUUACACAACCAGAUUAUAUUGUGGUCAGAUACUCGGAGGUCUGAGAAUGGUCAUAUACCAAUGGCAUGUGUGUGGCACAUCUUCCUUGGGUUUGGUGACGUUUAAAGAGAAACUGAGCUUGUAUCAUAUCAUCAUAUGAAUCACAUUUCUAACUUACAUAGAAUUACCUUGCAUGAGACACACUCCAUUCCCCAAUGAUCGCUAAUGUGGCGUUGAUGCUAUGGGAGCUUGCAGCAACUGGAAGGCCUGGGAGUCUGUGUGAGUUAGAAAUACAAUAGCGACUUGCAGGUAUCGCUUCAAUGGAGGCGGAAGUUGUAUAACUUCAAUCUCAUUCAUUAUCAGGGCUAAGGGGUGGCACAUGCACUCGUGCACCAGAUGGGACAAUGUUGGGGACAUGCUUGUCAUUAAAGGGCGCAUCUGCUUUUAAAACCCUCAUUGGGAUCAUUGGUGACUUGUUCUUAAUGUCCCCAGUGCCUGCUGUGGUUUUAUUACUCGCAGAUCCUUGUGUUGAAUUGAGUGUUAGCGUUCUGGCAUUAUUAGGCCAGUAACAUGUUUUUGUCCCCCAAACACUCCUUCAGCCAACCGUUUGAUUGGUCUGGACAAGCACGUACACUAUCAUUUCACUGUGACAUAUUCUUCUAUAUAAAUGCAUUCAUUCAGUUGCAGAAAUUGGUAGGAGACGACUGAAUUUGUCUACAGCAGGGCAACAACAGUGCUUUGGGUUUGUCCUGCCAUGUAUGUACCUAAUAAACAUUCUGUGCUUAUAUGACAUCAUCCUGACAGGCACUAGCUAAACAUGACAUCAUUGUUUCUUACUGUGUCAUAGGGUAAUAAAUCAGUGACAGCACCGAAAUGUAAUGAGCGACUCAGGCAGCUGAAUGUGCUUCUCUCCUCACAACUGAUUCCUGUUGUGCGUAGUAUACAAGACUCACUGCCAUACACAAACGUACGCAGGCCUGGAUACAUUCCCAUAACCCUCUCCUGCUCUCUCCACCAAUCACUGCCUUACAUUUAGGCAUGUUUACAAGUUUUAUUUCAUGUUCGGUUUGCUCUCGCUCUUUCUGACUAAUGUGAAUUUAAUUUAUGCCGGGGAAAGGCUGCUGCCGCUCUUUUUCCCCCCGUCUGUAAUGCUGUCAUGUUCCCGGCUGUAUAUGUCAUAUUUGAGGGUAUAAAAUGCAAAAUAAACAAUAUUUUAAAAAGGUGCAGAGAGAAGAGUGAGUGUUACUUGUGCUAGAUGUAGGCUUCAUGAUAUAUAGCAGGUGCACCUUGUGCAAGUUCAGCUCUUGCUGCACAAUAACUCCCAGCAUUCCACAGCCAAAUGGCUCAAGCUGGCCUUUACUUCAUGUGAACAGUAAUUAGAAAAGGCAACGUAGCUCCCCCUUCUCCCCUGAGAUCCUCUCUCCUUGUCUCAUGACGGAUGCUUCCGUUUUUAUUUGCGACCUUCAGCUGCGCCCCCUUAUCCUCCCUGUGACAUAAAUGCAUGUAAAGCGACGCAUGCCCCGGGCAGCUGCAAGUCUCUCUCGAUACCAAAUUUUCCAUAUAAAAUGACAGAGCAUGGUUUAGGCUGCAAACUGCCUGCUUCUGAGUCAUGUAAACAGUGCACAGAAUCUCAGGACGGAAGGGGUUAUAAAUCUGCACCCCCACAUAUGGCAAAAAUGUAAAGUGUUUCAAUUCUUGAACUGAGUUGGACGCAAAAUGCUUUAUAAAUAUUCUGUGUGCUGGUGUGUGUGUGUGCGCGGGUGUUGUGCCUCCUGGUUCUUUGGUUUUUGUUUUUUUUUUUACUUUGCUAAUUUAAUGUAAAAAUACAGGAUUGUUAAAUUAAAGAUUGUUUUGCUGAA